Molecule: messenger RNA, 6593 nt
Organism: Dryobates pubescens (Downy woodpecker)
Lineage: Eukaryota; Metazoa; Chordata; Aves; Piciformes; Picidae
Gene: SORBS2
Product: sorbin and SH3 domain containing 2
Exons: 26
Coding region: 878-4609 (1243 amino acids)
Biological process (GO): Notch signaling pathway
Cellular component (GO): dendrite; neuronal cell body; synapse
Molecular function (GO): protein binding
Source: RefSeq, a predicted model, not a curated record
GUUGCCAUGGCUCCGGAAAGCCGGGGGAGCCCAAUGAGCUGUCUGCAGCAGUGCUGAAAGGACCAGCCAUUUUGCUUAUGGAAAACAAUGUGACACGUUAUGCUGUGCUUUACCGGGGAAUAAACACAAAUCUCGUCGGAGGGACCAAAAGAAACGGGCAUAUUAGUGAGUAAUUAGAGUGGCUUAGCCUGCUUACAAGCUGCCAUUUUGACAAGCGGGUGACUGCCGCUCCUGCUAGCUGACCGGAGGAGGUGGAAUGCAGCGUGAUAAUGCUGCAUAUCUGCUGUCAGGCAGCGGAGUGGGGUUUUGUCUUGUAAAGGCAAGGUUUCUCUGCAAUGUUAUCUCGGCGGCUCGCUAGCUGCUCCGAGUGAAAGCCUGUGAUCCAGGAGAAGGGUGUUGCCCUUCCUUCUGCUGCUCUUGUGCGCUGCUGGCUCCGGGAAACGGGCGCUACGGGAAAGGCAGGUGUGCGGUUCAUCUGGGCUCGGCACUGCGGACUGGGCAGGAGCCCUUUCUCAGGCUUAGGUGCUGCUUAUUAGCAGAUUGGCUUAGGAGCGCUUAAACGCCUCUGGACACCCCCACAAAAGGAAGCUGCUGUGCAUCUCGGCUUGUGUGAGAGAGAGCUAUUUGUAAAUCAAAUCAGUGACUGUCAGUAAUGGCUGUGGAGGUGCUGCAAUAGAAUCUGGUGUGGAGGAAGAAUUUAAAUGAGUUAGAGACUCUUGCAUGUGAGCUAAAUUAAUUUCUUUAGAGAAACCUUCAUAAAGGGCUAAAUAAAGACCUACAUAUAGAGAAAUUUCUUACUUCCCUCGCAUUUGAGACACAGCUGAACUUGUCCGUCUGGCAAUCUGAAGACUUUUAUAGCAAAUCCUCCACUGUCAAAAUGAACACAGAUAGCGGUGGGUGUGCUCGCAAACGUGCUGCAAUGUCUGUCACAUUAACAGCUGUGAAGAGAGUUCAGAGUUCUCCAAACCUAUUGGCCUCAGGGUCUGAUCCUCAAUCACCAGAUUCAGCUUGGAGAUCUUACAAUGAUGGAAGUAGAGAGACACUGAAUGGAGAUGCCUGCAGUUCAUCCCUUACAGCAAAAGGUUUUAGGAGUGUGCGGCCAAAUCUGCAGGAUAAAAAAUCACCAACUCAGGCUCAGAUCACCGUGAAUGGGAACUCUGGCACUGCUGCCAGCCCAGUGAGUCACUUUCAAAGGCCUUUUUCCCCUUCUUCAGCUUACCCUCCACCAGCUUCGCUCAAUUCCAACAUUGUUAUCAUGCAGCAUGGCAGGAUGAUGGAGUCCACAGAGACAUACUCACAGCAUGUUCAGACCGUUGGCAGCACCACCACCAGCAGUACAAUACCAAUCUGUAGAUCCUCAGAAGAGGAAAAAAAAAUUACAGUCAUUAAAGCUCCACAUUAUGCAGGGAUUGGCCCGGUAGAUGAAUCUGGAAUCCCUACAGCAAUUAGAACGACAGUUGACAGGCCAAAGGAUUGGUACAAGACAAUGUUCAAGCAAAUCCACAUGGUUCAUAGGCCUGAUGACGACACAGAUGUGUAUAAUACUGCAUAUGCAUACAGUGCUGGUAGCUACAGUCCAUCCUUCUCUGCUCAGGCACACCCAGCUGCAAAGACACAGACAUACAGGCCGUUGUCUAAAAGCGCUUCUGACAGUAGUUCUGACGCCUUUAAGGUUUCAUCCCCUGUACCACCUCCACAUGUGCCACCUCCAGUACCACCACAUCGUAUGAGGGAAAGGUCUACAGAAAAAAAUGACUGGGAUCCCCCUGACAGAAAGGUAGACACCCGCAAGUUCCGUUCUGAACCAAGAAGUAUUUUUGAGUAUGAGCCAGGAAAGUCAUCAAUCCUUGAACAUGAAAGACCGACUGAUCGCAUAAACCCAGAUGACAUAGAUUUAGAAAAUGAGCCCUGGUAUAAAUUCUUUUCAGAGCUGGAGUUUGGACGUCCGCCACCUAAAAAGCUUUUGGACUAUGUUCAAGACAGUUCUUCUGGUGUUUCCAAUGAGACUUCCUUGUAUCAUCACUAUUCAACAGACAAAGGCCUGGACAGGCCCUCUAGUUCUGCGAGUACUGCGAGUGACUACAGAAAAAGAAGGAAGUCAGAACCUGCUGUAAGUCACCAGAGGGUCCACGGUGAUCAGAAUGCAAACAGGCCUAGCCCGGGCCGUACAGAUAUGCAAGGCCCAUAUACCACUCUUAGAAAGCCUUUAACUAGUUCAUCUCCUUCUUCUCCAUCAAGAGCAAAAGGUGGGGAUAUUAGCAAAGUAUAUCCAUCCCUUUUAAGUUAUUCAGUGCACAACCACAACACCUCAAAUGAAUUAGAUUACUGUAGCACUUACAGACAGCAUUUAGCUGUUCCAAAUGAUUCAAGAAGGGCGGUCAGCUACAAGAAUGGCUGGCAAAUGACUCGUCAAAAUGCAGAAGUCUGGAGCAGCACAGAAGAAACUGCUUCUCCAAAGAGAAAAUCUCGUAGCUGCGAUGAUCUUUUAACAGAUGACCGCGAUAGCUUUCCCGACGCACAGGCCAAGUCUGAAAGCAUGGGCUCUCUGUUAUGUGAGGAGGACUCCAAAGAAGUUUGCUCUAUGAACUGGGCCUCCCCAUAUGUUGAGGGCCACGGUAGUAGCAGGUCAAGAGUUCGUCACAGAUCUGCACACGAUGCCCCAGGCUUCCUAAAAAUGUACAAAAAGAUGCACCGCAUCAAUCGCAAGGACUUGAUGAAUUCUGAGGUGAUUUGUUCUGUGAAGUCCAGAAUACUGCAGUAUGAAAAAGAGCAGCACAAAGGUAUUCUUCAAGGCUGGAGGGAGUCUUCUACUGAAGAGGUGCCCAGGGACAUGGUGCCAACCAGAAUAUCUGAAUUUGAAAAAUUAAUUCAGAAGUCAAAAUCAAUGCCGAACCUAGGUGACGAAAUGUUGUCAACUGUUACACUAGAGCCUCCUAAAAAUGGCUUGUGUCCAAAGAGGAGAUUUUCUAUUGAAUCCUUGCUGGAAGAAGAAAAUCAAGGCAGACAUCCUACUCAGGUACAACAGAGCUAUAAAUCUAAAACUCUGGUGCCAAUUCAUAUUGAAGUGACUAGUGAUGAGCCACCACGAUCGCAUAUGGAUUUUUCAGACAGUGACCAAGAUGGAAUGGUUUCUGACCUCAGUGACUUUAUCCAAAUAGAGGGUUCAUCUUUUUGCAGUGAAAGUGACUUUGACCACUUUUCCUUCACAUCAUCUGAAAGCUUUUACGGAUCAGGCCAUCACCACCACCACCACCACCACCACCACAGGCAUCUCAUCAGCUCCUGCAAAGGACGAUGUCCAGCAUCCUACACUCGCUUCACCACCAUGCUAAAACAUGAAAGGGCUAAACAAGAAAUCCCUGAGGAUCCAAGGAGACAGGAAGCAGAAUCUGGCCUCUCUAAGAUAGCAUUCCUAGUCAGUCCAGUGCCUUUCCGGAGGAAAAAAAGUGCAGCUCCUAAAAAACAAACUGAAAAGAAAAAAGGCAAGUCAUCUGUAUUUGAAGCACUAGAUUCUGCACUUAAAGACAUCUGUGACCAAAUUAAAGCUGAGAAAAGAAGGGGAAGCUUGCCUGACAACAGCAUAUUACACAGACUUAUUACUGAGCUGCUUCCAGAUAUUCCAGAAAGGAAUUCCUCCCUUAAAGCUCUGAAAAAGAGACCAACGCACCAGCCUUUUCAUCCACUGCCUCAAGAUGGUGCUAUCCAUUGCCCACUAUACCAGAAUGAUUGUGGAAGAUUACCUCUUAGUGCCUCUUUUCCAGACAUGGAUGCAACUAACAACAAUGAUAGUGCACUGUGUUUCGAAGACCAGGAAUCUCCUGGAAGCUAUUCUUCUGCUUUCACUGAUGUGGGAAGAUGUACUCCAAAGGAGAGAAGAGGAACUACAGACAAAGAGAAACUGCCAGCUAGAGCUGUGUAUGACUUUAAAGCUCAGACUUCUAAAGAGCUGUCCUUUAAGAAAGGAGAUACUGUCUAUAUCCUCAGGAAAAUUGAUCAAAACUGGUAUGAGGGUGAGCACCAUGGAAGAGUUGGAAUAUUCCCAAUUUCUUAUGUUGAGAAACUUUCUCCCCCAGAAAAAGCACAGCCUGCCAGGCCACCUCCCCCUGCACAGAUUGGAGAGAUUGGAGAAGCUGUUGCCAAAUACAAUUUCAAUGCAGACACAAAUGUGGAGUUAUCACUUCGAAAGGGAGACAGAGUAAUUCUUCUUAAGCGCGUUGAUCAAAACUGGUAUGAAGGUAAAAUACCAGGAACCAACAGACAAGGCAUCUUCCCUGUUUCCUAUGUAGAAGUCAUGAAAAAGAAUGCAUCCAAAAGUGUUGAGGACUACCCUGAUCCUCCAAUCCCCCAAAGCUAUUCUAGUGACAGAAUACACCAUUUAAGCUCAACUAAGCCACAACACCCUGUGCUUGCUCAUGACAACAUACACGGUGGGGGGAAACCGUUUCAGGCUCUAUAUAACUAUACUCCUAGGAAUGAAGAUGAAUUGGAGCUCAGAGAGGGAGAUGUCAUUGAUGUGAUGGAAAAAUGUGAUGAUGGAUGGUUUGUGGGAACCUCAAGAAGAACCAAAUUCUUUGGUACUUUCCCUGGAAACUAUGUCAAGAGGCUGUGAAAUAUUUUUUUUCCUACUUAUUUAUGCUGCAUCUCUGCAACACAUCUGCAUAAGGCUGCUAGAAAACAUGCUCCACUGGCCUUCUGUUUUCUUGCUUGCAGUCUCAAAUAGAGGCCAUCUAGUUCAUCCUCAUCCCAUCCCACCCGCCAAACCGUUCCACCAGUGUUACAGCAACAACCACGGUAUGAAUAACUAAGCUUUCCUGAAACAAGAGGGAUCGUUUCAACAUUUAAAUCCUCCCUGCUUUAAAGCCUUUUCGUUUGAAACACAAUAGGAAAAGCCUGAUGACAGGUACACAGAUGAAUUGCCAUGGGGCAGGGGGAGGGGGAGAAACUGCUUAUAGUUUGGACAUUUGGGGUACUGUCAUGAUGUUUGAUGGGAUUUUUUUUCAGCAUGCAUGUAAUACAGAGGGAAGUUGCUGUUUACUCUUUUUCAGUAGUUUGGGUUUCUACAUUCUUACCAGCUUGGCAGCAUUUGUUGCUUUCACUUUGCCGUAUCACAGGUUUGCCUAUUGUACUGGUUUACAAUGUAUGACUAAUUACAAUAUAGAUUUUUUUGCCUGCACUUGUAUGUUGUAACAUAUGCACAGUGAUUGUAAAAUCUUGAGCAAGUGUAGUGAAAAAUGGAAGAGCUGCAAGUGUUCUGAGCAGGUGCAAUGGUAUUGGCUAAACCUUUAUUAUUUUUUCCCCCCAAUAAAGCUGUAAUGCUUUUUUGUUAAAAGAUAAGAAGUGCAAGAGGCAUAAAACCUCACAAAAGAGGAUUUAAUGAAGAGACAGACAAUGAUAUAAGCAUAGACAAUAAUAACCUGUUACUGGUGUCUGAAAUUAAAUGGUUUCAAUGAAAAUGUUGAAAUAGUAAGCAACAUGAAAUGUGGGAGGUUAGUGUUUUUAUGUAUCAGGAAUUUUGAGAAGCAGGAACUAAACAGUGUUAGUGCAAAGGGUUGUUGGUUGGUUUGGGUUGUGGUUUUUUCCUAACAUAGCCACCUGAAAAAUAUUCACAGGUAUCAUGAUGUACUGAUUUACUUCACUAUAUAUAUAUAUAUAUGUAUGUUAGCAAAACCUGAGUUACACACCCUUGUAAGGAAUUUAGUAUGGAAAAGAGAGUCACAAGUAUUAAAACUCAUACGUUGUAGAGGUGGGUUUUUCUUUUUUCCCCCUGAAUGAACCAAGUAUUUGAAAGCAUACAUUUUCUAUGUGCAAAGGUAAGGAUAAAUAGCAAAUGGAAUUAAGGCACAGGAUGAUAAUGACUAUGGCUUUAUAAAAAAUAAUAAAAAAAUAAAUCAGAUUUGGUUUCUUCAGCACCUUACAGAUGGCAAAAGCUUCUACAGCAUUUCUCAUGGGUAAAGGAUUAAAAUGAUCACAAUGUACGUAGUCGCUGUAGCAUUUUGUACAUAGGUUUGCUUUUUUUGUACAGAGCCAUUUGAUUGUUGAUUUUAAAACAAAAAUUAAGCUCCUUAUUUGAUCUUUGCCCUCUUCACAUCUAGAGCAUUUCAAUGGGUUUUCCUUUCUUGCUCUAUUUACCGAAGCACACCUGGAUAGUGCAAUUCUGUAAGAUAGCAUUUUAUGCAAAAUUUUAUUAAUUAAAAUAUGGUUUACCAGCCAAAUCUAAAUGUACAUAUGUCUUUAUUACUGAGAAAUGUCAUUAAGACAAAGGUAAAGAAGCAUCUUUGUGCAGCAUACCUUUAUUAUUGCAGAUUUCAUGGCAAAAGCUUUAUAUUCAAAGGCUUUCAGUUUUAAACUAGAUCUGCAUGCAGCUUUGCUGUGAGAUUAAUGACUAUCUUUGAUGCCAUUUAUGAUUGAAGACUUAAAUAUCUGUUGCCUGUGAUAUUUAAAAAGUACUGUUUCUACUCUGUAUCUGAUUUUAGAAAAAUGCAGGUUUUUCAUACCUGGCUUUCAGGUAACUGACUUUGAAUUCCUACAAGCAAAAGGUCUCUGUGGUUUUUUUUUUUUUCUUGGAUAGACUUCUAAUAAAUUUUGCUUGGACU